This is a messenger RNA of Theobroma cacao (cacao), 2905 nucleotides long. The record is from RefSeq and is a predicted model, not a curated record. Lineage: Eukaryota; Viridiplantae; Streptophyta; Magnoliopsida; Malvales; Malvaceae.
CAGAAACUACUUUCUUCCAAGCCGCCAACUGAAACAGAAAAUUUCCCUUACGACACUUCCACACUCUGACUCACACGUUGUUCUGCUGUUUCUUUUUUUCCUGGAGUGAAAAUCUCUCUUGAAAUGGAACACUUCAAAACCCCUUUCAAGGGUAUUGCAAGUGAUGUCAGAGGAAGAGCAGCCUGUUAUAAACAAGAUUGGAUUGGCGGUCUUCGUUCAGGACUGGGGAUAUUGGCCCCAACUACCUACAUCUUCUUUGCUUCUGCUUUACCUGUUAUAGCCUUUGGCGAGCAACUGAGUAGAGAUACAGAUGGGAGCUUAAGCACAGUAGAAACUUUGGCAUCUACUGCCUUUUGUGGUAUUAUACACUCAAUAUUUGGUGGUCAACCCCUUCUGGUACUGGGAGUUGCAGAGCCAACAGUUAUUAUGUAUACAUAUUUGUACAACUUUGCCAAAGGAAGAAAAGACUUGGGGCAGGAACUUUACUUGGCUUGGGCUGGAUGGGUUUGCGUUUGGACCGCUCUCUUGUUGUUUCUUCUUGCAAUGUUCAAUGCUUGCACGAUAAUCAAUAGGUUUACAAGGAUUGCAGGUGAACUUUUCGGCAUGUUGAUUGCUGUUCUGUUUAUUCAAGAGGCCAUCAAGGGUGUGGUGAGUGAGUUUGAAAUUCCCAAAGCUCAAGAUCCAAAGUUAGAGAAGUAUCAAUUUCAAUGGCUUUAUACAAACGGACUAGUCGGAAUAAUAUUCACAUUUGGCCUUCUCUAUACUGCCUUGAAAAGCAGAAGGGCCAGGUCAUGGUGGUAUGGCACAGGGUGGUUCAGAAGUUUAAUUGCAGAUUAUGGGGUUCCUUUAAUGGUUGUUCUGUGGACGGUACUGUCUUUUAGUGUACCAAGCAAAGUUCCAUCCGGGGUUCCCAGAAGGCUCUUUAGUCCUCUUCCUUGGGAAUCUGCAUCAUUAGAACAUUGGACUGUAAUCAAGGAUAUGGGAAAGAUCCCUCCAUUGUACAUCUUUUCUGCCUUCCUUCCGGCUGUGAUGAUUGCAGGACUUUACUUUUUUGACCACAGUGUUGCUUCACAAAUGGCACAACAAAAAGAAUUCAAUCUUAAGAAUCCUUCUGCAUAUCAUUAUGACAUCUUGCUGCUGGGAUUCAUGGUAAACCUCAUAGUCAGGCACUACUGCCACCCAAAUUGUACACUAACUUAUCAUAGACUUAUGUUCUACAUUAAAACAUGCUUGCAGACUUUGCUUUGUGGAUUAAUUGGCCUCCCUCCUUCAAAUGGAGUCCUACCACAGUCUCCUAUGCACACCAAGAGCCUUGCACUUCUCAAAAGGCAGCUAAUCAGACGAAAGAUGGUUAAGAGUGCAAAAGAAAGCAUAAAGCAGAAAGCUAGCAACUCAGAAAUAUAUGGCAAGAUGCAAGCUGUCUUCAUAGAAAUGGACAGCAGUCCAGAAACUACCAUAGUUAAAGAGCUGGAAGACUUGAAGAAGGUUGUUAUGAAAGGUGAAAAAAAAGGAGAAAAUGAGAAGGAAACAUUUGAUCCUGAAAGGCAUAUUGAUGCCUACUUGCCUGUCCGAGUCAAUGAGCAAAGAGUGAGUAAUCUUUUGCAGUCACUCCUAGUUGCUGCAUCUGUAUGCGCUAUACCUGCAAUCAAGUUGAUACCUACAUCAGUUCUUUGGGGAUAUUUUGCUUACAUGGCCAUUGAUAGUCUACCUGGAAACCAGUUCUGGGAAAGGAUGCUACUUCUCUUUAUUACACCUGGCAGGCGAUACAAGGUCUUGGAAGGGGUUCAUGCUUCUUUUGUGGAGUCAGUACCAUACAGAUAUAUUGUGAUGUUCACGCUCUUCCAGUUGGUAUACCUCCUGCUAUGCUUUGGUGUGACUUGGAUUCCUAUAGCUGGAAUCUUGUUCCCUUUGCCCUUCUUCCUUCUCAUCAGCAUAAGGCAGUACAUUCUCCCAAAGGUCAUUCAACCGAAUUAUCUCCGGGAACUUGAUGCAGCUGAAUACGAGGAAAUUACUGGUGCCCCAAGAUUAUCCCUCAGCCGCUCUUUCAAGGAACGUGAGACACCUCGUCUGGGGAAUGAAGAGGAUGGAGUUGAAAUGUUUGAUGCUGAGUUAUUAGAUGAGUUGACAACCAGUAGAGGGGAGUUGAAGGUCAGAACCGUAAGCUUCAGCGAGGACAGGAAGGGUCAGGUUUAUCCAGAGGCUGUUGAGAAAGAAUGAGAUGACAGAUGAGUUGAGUUGAAAAACACGAACAACAGAUAGGCUGAUAACGACGAUAACUCUUCAAUAAAAGAGGUUUAAAUAAAUAAUUUCACACCAAUAGUAUUAGAAUAAUAAUAAUAAUGAUAACAAUAAAAAAGAACCAUCGGGGGUUGGCUCAUAUAGGAUUUUGUAGCAGAGAGGAAGAACGUAUGACAGCAACUUUAACAAAAAUCUUUCUCUAUUUCUUCUGGAGCUGAAUCUGACAAACUCCUAUUAUUAAGUCAAUAGGGUUUAGAUUUGGGGUAAAGUCAUGUUGGGUUGAAAAUCCCAACAAUGUAUACAACCACUCCAGUCCUUCCAAACAUGUAAAAUGCAAAUUUAUUGCACAAAAAAUGGGAAGUAUACAUGUAAAUUGCACCCUAAAUCGUCCAAUAUAUAUCAAUGUGUAAUUACAUUAUGCCCAAGAGCAUUAAUUUCUUUGUUCUUCAGACAGUAGCAAAAAAAAAAAAAAAAAGAGCUUCUUCUCCCCAUAGAAAACAUAACGGGUGAAGAAAUAUGAGCCAGAGAUUGUUAUUUGACAAUGUUGUCAAGUAGGGGAGAUUUCGUUGAAAUGAUUCCAAACUUUAAUCAUCUCAACUUUUAAUGGUAGCAUAUGUAACUAUCAGAUUCUGGGCAAAAUAGAAUAAGUACAAGUAUUGUUUUGGUC